AUGAAGACGUUCGCUUUGUUUUACCUGGUCUUCCUGUCCAGACUUUGCAGUUGCACAGGUUCCGAUGAAUUUACUCUAGACAACUUUGUAUAUCGCAUAAUCGACGCGAGGAUAUUCAGAGUGACGAAGGGGUCACAUGGCUAUGUUCCUGUCUUUGUAUGUAUGCCAAAAAAGGGUGUGGCUGCCAAAGUAGUGACAUUUGCCGGUGAAGUCGUAUGGAAGUCUCAGGACGCUGUCUGUUUGGCUGCUUUGGUAUACUUUGACGGAAUGGUGCCGGUGUUGACCAUAUUGGACAUUGAAGGAAGAGAUAAGAGGGAGACCCUUUUCCUCUAUAGAGACCAUUUUCGGUGGGUACGCGAUCGAUUGGCGUUUCGGAGAAAGUUGGACAGGUUGAGUAGAAAGGCGAGAGCGAUACAUCUAAGGAACAAAAUUGCCUUGGAAAUUGAGAGAAAAGUGGCAGCCUAUAGAAUGGCCAGGCUUAGGGAGGAGGCGGAAAGGAGAGGUGAGGUAGUUUAUGAGGAGUGCGAAUGUCAACGUCGCAAACGGUUAGACAUGGCCGCUGGUCACUCGGAUGGUAUACAUUCAACUGGUAUGGGUACUCCAAGAAGUAUGAGAUCCCUAUACUUUCCUCUUCCAAAAGCCGCCUCUGUCAACAUUGCAGAACCCAGCAGAUUUUUUUGCAGGUUCUUUGACUACUACUAUGACGAUGUGCAAACCAGACUUGUGAUUCCAGACUAUGGAGUGUCUAUCAAGAGGUUGACAACCUCAAAAGGCGUCAUUUGGUCUGGAGAGGGAAAUGAGAGGCUCAUUUAUGCAGCCAUUCACCUGAGAAACAAGGCACCAGCGCUCGCCCAAAUCUCAUUGGAAUAUUAUGAUGAUUCAUUGUUAAGGAGAACAACGUUUGCCGCAUCGAGAACACCAAAUGGUUGGGAACAUACAGGGGAUUUUAAUGCAGAAUUUGCAAGGUUGAGGGUAAACGUAGACUCGUUCUUCCCGUCAGUUGUCGACCUUUCCAUUGGUUCAACCAGUCAAUGUGAAGUAUUUGAAACGAUACUAGAUGGCAUUCCGACUAUGUUUCAUUACCCAAAGCACGGCUUCCACGCCAAAAUGGUCCGCUAUGGACCCAUCUACCUUUGGGGUUGGGAGCCCAGCCGUACGGCAAGAGGACCAAGGGAUCAACGCGUUAUAAUGGCAAGGACAUAUUUGAGAAACGGCAUGUGCUUCCUAGUAAAGUUGGCAAUACGUGAUUCCAACGAGGUUGGGAGGUCCAUAAACUACGUUUUGGAGUAUGGGAGGUUUGUUGCUCUGGACGACAGAGAGGCUGAAGUGGCCAGACAGGCCCUCAAGGCAUUUGUAAGGGUCGCUUAUUAG
Theileria equi strain WA is the source of this 1371-nucleotide messenger RNA. RefSeq names its product signal peptide-containing protein. The transcript has a single exon. The coding region runs from base 1 to 1371 and encodes 456 amino acids. The record is from RefSeq and is a predicted model, not a curated record. NCBI's taxonomy places the organism in Eukaryota, Apicomplexa, Aconoidasida, Piroplasmida, Theileriidae.